Molecule: messenger RNA, 2117 nt
Organism: Centrocercus urophasianus (Greater sage-grouse)
Lineage: Eukaryota; Metazoa; Chordata; Aves; Galliformes; Phasianidae
Gene: ADAMTS4
Product: ADAM metallopeptidase with thrombospondin type 1 motif 4
Exons: 8
Biological process (GO): proteolysis; extracellular matrix organization
Cellular component (GO): extracellular matrix
Molecular function (GO): metalloendopeptidase activity
Source: RefSeq, a predicted model, not a curated record
GCUGCCGCAGUGCCACCACUGGGGACCCCACCCCGACGCCCAGCCCUCUCCCCUCGCAGCGCUUCGCGGCGGUGCAGCGCCACGUGGAGCUGCUGCUGGUGGCCGAUGCAGCCAUGGCACAGUUCCACGGCGCCGAGUUGCAGCCGUACCUCCUGACGGUGUUGGCUGCAGCUGCCAGGACCUUCCAGCACGGCAGCCUGGGUGCUGAGGUGCACCUGAAGGUGACGAGGCUCCUGGUUUUGGGACCCGGCGCCCCAGGGCCGCCCGUCACCUCCAACGCCGCCCAAACGCUGCGUGACUUUUGCCGGUGGCAGAAGGACCUCAAUGUCCCCGACGAGGACAGUCCCCUCCAUUUCGACGUCGCCGUCCUCUUCACCCGGCAGGACCUGUGUGGGGCGGCCACGUGCGACACGCUGGGGAUGGCUGACGUGGGCACCGCCUGCGACCCCGAGCGGAGCUGUGCCAUCGUGGAGGACGAUGGGCUGCAGUCGGCCUUCACAGUUGCACACGAGCUGGGCCACGUUCUCAACAUGCCGCACGACGACUCGCAGCGCUGCGUGGAGCUCAACGGCCCCGCCGGCUCCUCGCGCCGCGUGAUGGCGCCGGUGCUGGGUUCGGUGCCGCCGGGCGAGAUGUGGUCCCCGUGCAGCGCCCGCUUCCUCACCGACUUCCUGGACGACGGCCACGGUCGCUGCCUUUCGGACAAACCCACCGAGUGGCUCCGGCUGCCGGCGGCGCUGCCCGGCGCGGCGUAUCCGGCGGAUCGGCAAUGCCAGCUGGCGUUCGGCCCCGAGUCGCGGCACUGCGGGGACGUGCGGCCGCCCUGCGCCGCUCUGUGGUGCAGCGGCCUCGUCGGAGGGAGAGCGGUUUGCCAAAGCAAGCAUUUCCCGUGGGCUGACGGCACGCCGUGCGCGCCGGGACGGGCGUGCGCCAGCGGGGAGUGCGUGGACGCGGGCACCGCGGAGCGGCUGCGGAUCCCCGUGGACGGCGCCUGGGGGCCGUGGGCUCCGUGGAGCGCCUGUUCCCGCAGCUGCGGCGGCGGCGUCAGCUCCUCGCACCGCUUCUGCUCCCGGCCCGCGCCGCUCAACGGCGGCCGCUUCUGCCGCGGGGAGCGACUCCGCUUCCGCUCCUGCAAGGCGCAGGAUUGCCCCGGCCGCAGCGCCCCCGCCGCGUUCCGGGAGGAGCAAUGCGCGGCCUACAACCACCGCGUCGUUUCGGCGGCGCUGCCGGCGGUGGCCGAUUGGGAGCCUCGGUACGGCGGCGUGGCCGAGGAGGACCGCUGCAAACUGACGUGCCAGUCCCGCAGCCUGGGCGUUUACCACGUGCUGCGGCCGCGGGUCGCGGACGGGACGCCGUGCUCGGCGGAGGGCGGCGGCGUUUGCGUCAGGGGCCGCUGCGUCCCCACCGGCUGCGACCGCGUCAUCGGCUCCAAGAAGAAGUUCGACAAAUGCAUGCGGUGCGGCGGCGACGGCUCCGGCUGCACCAAGGUGUCCGGCUCCUUCGCCGCGCCCCGCUACGGCUACAACGACGUGAUCACCAUCCCGGCGGGCGCCACGCACCUCCUGGUCCGGCAGGGCUCCCCGCACGGCGCCCACGGCGACAGCGUCUACCUGGCGCUGCGGAAGCCCUCCGGCCAAGCUCUGCUCAACGGCGGCUUCGUCCUGGUGCCAUCAGAGCACACGGUGACGCUGCCGGGCGCCGCGACGCUGCGCUACAGCGGUGCCACGGCCGUCCCCGAGGUGCUGGCGGGCCGGGGGCCGCUGCUGGAGCCGCUGGUGCUGCAGGCUUUGGUGGUGGACGAGAAGCGGCCGCCCCGAUUGAAAUACAGCUUCUUCGUGCCCCGAAAAGCGGCAGCGGCGGCGUGGGAGAGACAGAAGGCGGAGAUUCUGGAGAUCCUGCGGCGGCGCCGGCCGUAGCCGCGCGUUUAUUGGGUUCGUCGUGUCUACCUCAGCCCCUGCCGGGGGGCUCGGCCCUGGGCUGGCCUCGGGGCGCCCCCACAACCCCCCCUCUGUGCGCCUCCUGGGGGGCGGGGGGUUAUUUAAAGCUAUUUAUGGUUCUCUGCUCUCUGCUCUGGGGUCAUUGCGCCCCCCCUGUGCGCAGUGGGGCUGAGCCGAUCG